AUGCAUUUAAAUGAACCGCAUUACAGACGGUACAAAGUUAACCCAAAAGAGACGGAGAGAGAGAAGCAGAGACCGGCCGGCAAGCAGAGGGGCGUGAGGGCGGGGUCGCGCCCCGACGAGACCCUGGCGAGGCCCCGCCCGCCCCCGGAGCCCUCAGAGCCCUCAGGGCCAACGGCCGCGCGCGCGCCAGGGGCCGCCGCGAGGCGGCGCCGUUGGGCCGCGCGCGAGAGGGGCGGGGCCGGGGGCGCGCGGGGCGGGGCCGAGAGGGACUCGCGGGGCGGGGCCGAGAGGGACUCGCGGGGCGGGGCCGAGAGGGACUCGCGGGGCGGGGCCGAGAGGGACUCGCGGGGCGGGGCCGAGAGGGACUCGCGGGGCGGGGCCGAGAGGGACUCGCGGGGCGGGGCCGGGCGGGACUCGCGGGGCGGGGCCGAGAGGGACUCGCGGGGCGGGGCCGAGAGGGACUCGCGGGGCGGGGCCGAGAGGGACUCGCGGGGCGGGGCCGAGAGGGACUCGCGGGGCGGGGCCGAGAGGGACUCGCGGGGCGGGGCCGAGAGGGACUCGCGGGGCGGGGCCGGGCGGGACUCGCGGGGCGGGGCCGAGAGGGACUCGCGGGGCGGGGCCGAGAGGGACUCGCGGGGCGGGGCCGAGAGGGACUCGCGGGGCGGGAGCAGCCGACUGCAGGCGGGUCAGCCCCACUUGGGCGGGCGCCUGAGGGAGAACCUGGCGGCAGCGGCGGGAGCAGCGGCAGCCGAGCCCCCGGGGGCCUUGAGCAGCGGCAGCGACUCCGGGGAGGGGAUGGCACGGCCGGGGCACACCGGCUGUCCCUCUGCUGUCCCCGCUCGGCUCGGCUCGGCCCGCUGCCAUUGUGCAGAGCAGCGGGGCGCAGCUCAUAAUGUCAUCACCAUUGGCAAAUGCAAUGAAGAGGGCAAGGUUGAAGCUGUCCAGGAUAUUCUAUGAGUGAAUGUGCGAGGCUGUUUAUACACAGCCAGGCUCGAGUCUCUGUGCUGCUCUGAGGAUUCCAUGCUGGUGUCCAUGCUCACUGGGAAAGGGGAUGAAUCAGGAGCAUGUCUAAUUGAUUGAGGUGGAAACCUAUUUAAAUAUCUUUUGGAUUGUCUUCAUGGAGAAAUUCAGAUUCCUGGAGAUGAAAAAGUUAGAACUGCACUGCAGGAGGAAGCAGAUUAUUUUGGAAUCCCUUAUCCAUAAAGUCUGUCUGAUCCUUUGGCUAAUGAAAUGGAAAUACACUCUUCAAGGUCCAAUAUAGAGCUUAAAAAGGCUUUGUUGGAUUUCUGUGAUUCUUACCAUUUAGAUUGCACCAAGCCUACAGUUUGGCUCCUGCACUAUCUCAACACUUGUGGAGCAAGCUGUGAAAGGAAAAUUAUUGGUGUGUAUGCCAUAAGAGCUGAUGGGACUGAUAAUAAGGCACUAGGAAUGAAAAUUCAUGGUAAAAGCAUGUAAAAAAGAGAAGCUGGAAAUAACAUCCAAUACCUCUGGAGCUAUUACUCAGUAACUGAGCUGAAAAAGAUGAUGGAUGCUUUCAAUGCCUGGGAAGGGAGAGGUGUCAGCUACUGCAGAGUGCCUCAGGAGCUGACUGAAUGUUGGACUCUGGAAGAACACCCUCUGAGAGGCAGUUUGCAUCAUAUGCCUCCAGUUUAUAAAAGAUGAUUAAUUGACUGUACUGAAGUGGAAGGCUGUUUACCAUGUAAAGUAGAUCUCCAGCCAAUUAGAUUCUCAGGUCCCUCAACAAGUACCCACAUAAAAGUCAAGAAUUCAUCUUCAUUAAAGAUAGCUGCUUGCAAUGCUUCACAUUCUGCAGCAAUUCUUAAACGACCCCACAGUGAAAGUCUGAUGCUGCACAAAGAAGCUUCUCAAACCACAUCCACAACGUGCACACCAGUGCCCAGCAAAUCCCAGGCUCCCAGAGGAAGGCAGAGGGCUGGCAAUGGGCCACUGAGCCAAAUGCCAUUCCAAGCUCCAGGGAGUAAGAAGCCUGUGAACAACCAUGCAGUGAAGGCGAAAAGGACUCCUUUUCUUGUGACACCAUCUCAGCCACCACCUUCUGCAUCCAGUAAAACAAGUGAACAGGAUAGUGCUGAAAUUCCUACAGUGCUAAACAAGAAAGAACCAGCUGUAUUAGCAGAAAGUAUUACCCUUAAGAAUGAUACAGGGGGUACUCAGUCUGAUAGACUGGACAGCUCUACAUUAUAUGGUUGAAGAAGAGGUCAUUACCUCAUGUGAUCCUUUAUUCAAGGUUAGGUAGAAAAUUGUGAUGAAAAAGAUAAUGAAAAGCACAGGAAGAAAUUGUUUUAAGAGUACUGAAAUUUGUUUUCUGCUUUUUUUCUAGAUAUUUUUUAUAUGUUGGUAAGUGAGGAAGAAAAUGGAUUAAAAAAUCCCUCAAGCACAUGCACCUUAACAUUCCAGUAACUCCCAUUUGUAUUUCUGUUGUGCCACACCAUAAAGUGAGUACUUGCACAGCACAAAAGAAAACCUUUAUCAACUUUAACUGCAGUGAGCCUCAGUUUGUACCUUUAAAGGGGGGAAGAAUAGAUUAAAGUAAGUAGCUUUUAUUAGAUAGAAACUUGCCACAAGUAUACAACAUAUGCAUCCUGCAGAGACAUGGGAAGUUGAAUGCACUUACUGGCACUUCUGGUGAGGGUAAAUCACUAUUUUUGUUCUUACUAGCAAUGCAAGGGAUCACCUGUGCUUGUACGCUGAGAGAAAAUUCAGAAACACAGGAAGGGAAGAAGUGUGCUGUGUGAGUAACAGGGCUGCUCCCUCUGAGAGACACUCAUUUACAGACACACACAAUAGUGUGGUGUGAUCUGCCACUGGGGCAAGGCUGGUGCAGCUGUGGCAUUUUGUGUCACCCUGCUAGGGGAUGGCUUUUCUGGGGCUGCAGGGUCUGAGUUACACCUGGCCUUCCGUGUCCUCCUGCAGAUCCUUUCAGAGAAGGAGGGCACAACCUCAACCUGUGUGCAGCACAGCACAGAAGGUGAGGUCCAAGUGCUGUGCUUUAAAGAAAAAGCCUCCCUCCUUCCCCCCCUGUGCAGGCUGGAGGAGACAUUCUUGUAGCAGGGCAAAUGUUGAGCAAUGAUACUGAAACAAAGAGCUGCUGUAUGUUUCUAUCAGCAGAGGAAAGGCAAGUUUGGAUCCUUGAUUUUCAAGAGCCCUUUUAGUGAUUUAAACCAGUGAACAAAACCUGGCUUUGUUUUCUACUCUUGCUUAGAGUUGGGUGCUGGCUUUUUUUGCUGUAUUUAUGACUACUUUUGCUUCUCCAGCACAGUAAAUACAGCUGUCUUUGAGAACAUUGCCAAAAAGCAAAUUCUUAAAAUUCCCAAGACUAUUAGAAUUACAGAAGGGUUCUUUAAAUGUUUUAUUUGCUAGAUUAUUUAAAGCCAUCACAUUUUCAGGUUUUGCUUCCAACCGUAAGGACUUGAAACAUAAUUUGACCAAUAAAAAGCCCCAAUUUUUUCUGUAUUGACAUGUUUUUAAUGAGACAUCUUGCCAUAAACAGUAGUGACUGUAAAGAUGUAGAGCACUAUAAUUUUCUGCUACUGGUAUGUAUAUGGAAAACCAGCUGAUCUUUAGAUUAUUUAAGCUAGUGUUUUUUCUUUAAAAAUAAACCUGAAGAUCAACAAUCCCAAGACUCUUCCCAUCUCAACAAAAAAGUUUCACUGAACAAAGGACAAAGCAGAAAUUAGGGAAGGAUACUAACAUAAUGUACUCUAGUAUUGGAACAUGCAGUUCAUUGAGAAUAUCUUUGUGAAAUUUGUUUUUCAUAAUAAUCUGACUGAAAAGCAGUUUUUAAUACUUCUGUGUAAUUUCUACUUCACUAUUUAUUCAAUGUCUAAGCACUUUACCAUGCACCCUAAAAUCUUUUUACAAGGCUGUCUAAAGCUGAUUUCUUUCAACUUUUAAAUUUAGAAAGCUUCUUUAAACACAGAAUCAGAGAUAAGUAAUAAAAGACACACAAGAAAAAGCUUUGAGAAUAUUCCUACAGGACUUUUAGUUUGUACUACUUCAGUGUUUACUUACUUAUUUUGGUAGUACAGUAUUUUUUGAGUAACAUUUGUGCCAUUUGCAUUACAGCAGCAUUAAUGAAUCUUCUCUUUGUGGUGGACAUACUAGCUUGUGGUUAAAAGAAUAAAAAACAACCCCCUUGAAUUUCAGUAGAUGAAAUGAUAAAGUGCCUGUGGUGAAGAAGGUAAAGAAAGAAGGACUUGAUUUUAUUUAUUUAUUUUCAAUUGGAUGGGGUGCUAACAUGGCCUUUUAACUUAUCUAAGUAGGCACCUCCAGCAUGUUUUUUAUAUCACAGAAUCUUGUUCACUUUUGAUUAACUGCUAAGAGUGAUAUUGAAGCAUUUUAUGAUAGAUGGAGAGCAUUAACUUUCAUGGUGACUGGAACUAGAUGCACUGUCAAGUGGUGUGACAAUGAUUUACUUUAAAUCUUUGUAAAAUUAUAAAUCAUUAUAGCAGAGAUCAUGUUGAAAAGAAAUGUUCAGCAAGUUAUUCCAAUUCCAGAAUAAUUAAGUUUUCUUUAAAGGAGACAUUUUCAAGCACAUUACGUGUUGGGUUUUUUAUCUUUUCUUUUUUCCCAAACAUGGUUAACUACUCUAAGUUUUACAAAGAGCUUGACUGCAUUAAGCUACCUUGACUUUUUAGUUUUCCAGCUGUGUAUGUGGAUCUUUAUUUUGAGGGGUUCUGCCCUUACUCUGAAUUUAAUCUUACACAGAAGAUAAACAAAUUCAAUCUGCUUUAAAACACUGUCCCUUUAAGAUGUGUUUCCACUUCUGGAAGAGCACUAAGUGCAGUGGGAAUUCCAUGUUUGUGUUUGAGUGAGGCCAAACAGCUGUAUUUGCUUUGCUAAUUGAGGGGACUUUUUAUAAAAGAGGACUGGCCUGGAAGGGAAGCCCUGCCAUAAAUUCCUUCACUACCCCUCAACAAGUCCCUUGAAAAGAGAAUUGCAGGUUGUUGUCUCUGCAAUGAGAAGGUAAAAACAGAGUUUUGUUGAAGAUGGGCCCAAGAGCUUUUGGCUACUUGGAACUACCAUGAAAUUGGCAGAUAUAAUUCCAAGUAUACAGACACACAUGAAUUGAAAGAUGAAGAUUCUGACACAGUUCCAGAGCACAGUCACAUAAUGUGGUCAAAAAGUGCACUGGAGUAACCUUCCCAAACAAAUUAGACAAAACCUGGUGUGCUAAAACUGCAGCAUUCCCACAAGCAGCCCUCUCUACAGCCUUAGCAAACCCACACACAGCUCUUUAACAAAAAAAAUGUCUUUACAUCACCAGAGAAAAGAGAAAUGCCAUCUCUCACCUGUUAGUCCUGGAUCUGUCACACACUGAGCCUCCAGUACAUCAAAGCUUGGCUGGUACUGAAGAGAACAAGGUGGUCCUGUUGUGCUGAGUUAUGACUUACAGAUUUUAUUUAUUUAUCUGCAGAAGGUCACUUGUGAGAAACUGACUUAAGGAAUAAAGUAACUUUCAAAAAUGCAAUAAUCAAGUGUAGAAGCUAUAAGGAAGGAAUAAAUGUUAUUACAGGCAAGUUAGCUUUUCUUUUUUUUAGGAAGGAUUACAAGAUGAGACACAUUUCACUACUUACAUAGAGAUAAGAAGUUCCUGUGUAAUAUCUGCAUAGAAUUUGUAAUUAAAUCUCUUAGAGUGAGGUUACAGUGAAACUGUAAGGCAGUAGAUAAAUUUUGAAAAGCUCCCUAUCUGAUGGGUAUGCACAGCAGAGAUGCUGGAAUUUCAGUUCCAUCUACUCCAAAACAUUCAGUUUAAAAGUGUGAUAGGUAAUUAACUAGGAUAAUAGCAGUGCUUGCUGGGCUAAGAAAGCCAAUGUCCACCUACAGGUUUAUUUUCCUUUUACCACUCUUCCAGAUGACGAUGAGUUACUGGCCUUUUAAAAUCAGGUUUUACCAAUAUUCACAUGUGGGACACUGCACCCACAUAUAAAGAAAAAUAAAAAUAUGGGAAUGCACUUUGCUCUUCCCUUGGAGAUCAUUUUUCAAGGGCCCCAGAGGGGAAUAAUCCAGUCAGUACUAAGGAAGUGUACAGUCAGAGAACAGAAAUUAGGCAGAGGAAAUUGCUAAAAAGCAAUAGUGAACAAUCACCUAGGUGUAAACUUUUAAAGCUACUUAAGUGUCCUCCUGCUCUUACUGACCUUUAACACCUUUUUGAUUCUGACACUUCAGCCAACAGGUCACUUGACAGCCAGCUUUGGAUUCUGACACCUUACUAUGUUAAACAGCAAGUUCCUGUAAAAUGUGCUCAGCACAAAAAUGUGCUCAGAGGUGGCUCUCAUGGCAAGGCUGUGGCAUUAGAAUCAAGCC
Molecule: messenger RNA, 6327 nt
Organism: Serinus canaria (Common canary)
Lineage: Eukaryota; Metazoa; Chordata; Aves; Passeriformes; Fringillidae
Gene: KCTD18
Product: potassium channel tetramerization domain containing 18
Source: RefSeq, a predicted model, not a curated record